This is a messenger RNA of Brassica napus (rape), 3891 nucleotides long. RefSeq lists its product as uncharacterized. The record is from RefSeq and is a predicted model, not a curated record. Gene Ontology annotation, molecular function: nucleic acid binding; RNA-DNA hybrid ribonuclease activity. The transcript is spliced from 2 exons. NCBI's taxonomy places the organism in Eukaryota, Viridiplantae, Streptophyta, Magnoliopsida, Brassicales, Brassicaceae. Bases 1 to 3891 code for a protein of 1296 amino acids. Gene Ontology annotation, biological process: DNA integration.
AUGCUGGACACACGUAAGUCUCGUCGUAUUUCGACAAGCGACGCUAACAACAACAAAGGACAAAUUACAGACCUCCGAGAUAAACUCAAUGCUGGCGCCCGCGACCUCCGCAUACAGCUCAACCGUUCAAAACCAACUGACUUACGACGACAGUUGGAGCGAGCUAAAGGUCAUUUUCAACCCCCGGCGCAUGACACUAACAUAUCCACGGACCUCCGCAUCUUGCUAGACUCUAAGCGAGUACAAACGGGACAACCGCUGAACGUCAUCAUGGGAGGCUCCCCUCCAAGCGGAGAUACCGUUCGUUCGGUAAAAGACUAUCGUCGACAGGUCGCGACUUCCCAGAAGUGGCCGACUAAACCGACAAAUCAUCUUCCGAUAACCUUCUCACCGGACGACGCUGAAGGAGUUCACGCUCCCCAUAACGAUCCUCUUCUCGUCAUCCUUGGAAUUGGAGAGUAUGAUGUCACCAAGGUCCUCAUUGACACUGGAAGUUCUGUCGACCUCAUCUUCCGAGGAACUCUACAGAAGAUGGGAGUUGAUCUUGACGACAUAAAAGCGUCUUCCAGGACAUUAACCGGAUUCAAUGGAUCCUCCGAAAUCAUGAUGGGAACGAUCCGCCUCCCGGUACGCGCGUGUGGCGUUACUCGAACGGUUAAGUUUGCCGUUGUAAGCACAAAAGCUCCUUACCACGCUAUACUUGGCACCCCUUGGCUACACUCGAUGCAAGCCGUUCAUUCCACCUACCACCAGUGCGUCAAGUUUCCUCGUACGGACGGAAGGAUAAAAACGCUGCGAGGGGAACAAAAGGCCGCUAGGGAUCUCCUAGUCGCCACAGUCAAACUCCAACGAUCAUCUCUGCCCGUUAAUUCUGUGUCUCCCCCAACCUCAAAAGUCCGUUCCCAGGAAAGCGAGAUUCUCGAGUUCCCUAUUGACGACGCCGAUCAGAGUCGAACCGUAAGAGUUGGUGCAUACCUUUCUGAGGAAAUGCAGCAGUCAAUUCUGAACUUUCUCAGGAAGAACGUGUCUACAUUCGCUUGGUCUAUGGCAGACAUGAAAGGCAUCGAUCCGACUAUAACGACCCACGAGCUAAACGUUGACCCGACAUUCAAACCUAUCCACCAGAAGCGACGUAAACUCGGCCCUGACAGGUCGAAGGCCGUAAACGAAGAAGUUGACAAGCUACUCAGCGCAGGUUCGAUCGCUGAGGUCCGCUAUCCUGAAUGGUUGGCCAAUCCGGUAGUCGUCAAAAAGAAAAAUGGCAAAUGGCGCGUCUGCGUCGACUUCACCGAUCUGAAUAAGGCAUGCCCAAAGGACAGGUACCCUCUUCCCAACAUUGACCGUUUAGUCGAGUCUACCGCUGGAAACGAGAUGCUGACCUUCAUGGACGCCUUCUCUGGAUACAAUCAAAUAAUGAUGCACCCAGAUGAUCGCGAGAAGACGGCCUUCAUCACAUAUAAGGGAACCUACUGCUAUAAGGUCAUGCCGUUCGGUUUGAAGAACGCCGGAGCAACCUACCAACGACUUGUAAACAAGAUGUUCGCAGACAAGCUGGGCAUCACUAUGGAAGUGUACAUCGACGACAUGUUGGUUAAGUCACUCCAUUCCACUGAUCACCUUCGUCAUCUUCAAGAAUGCUUUGAAACUCUCAACAAAUACGGCAUGAAGUUGAACCCAGCAAAAUGCACAUUCGGAGUCUCCUCAGGCGAAUUCCUCGGCUACAUAGUCACACAGCGAGGAAUCGAGGCAAACCCGAAGCAAAUAUCCGCGGUCCUGAACCUCCCAAGUCCGAGGAACAGCAGAGAAGUACAAAGGCUCACAGGCCGGAUAGCUGCUCUAAAUCGUUUCAUCUCCAGAUCCACCGAUAAGUGCCUCCCCUUCUACGAUCUCUUGCGAGGAAAUAAGAAGUUUAUUUGGGAUGAGAAGUGUGAGAAUGCAUUUACUCAACUCAAGCAAUACCUAACAACACCUCCAGUACUCGCUAAGCCGGACGUAGGCGAUGUUCUAUCUCUCUAUGUCGCGGUGUCACAAGCUGCUGUCAGCAGCGUUCUGAUAAAGGAAGACCGCGGCGAACAAAAGCCCAUUUUUUACACAAGCAGACGCAUGACCGCGCCAGAAACGCGAUAUCCGACUCUAGAAAACAUGGCUUUAGCAGUUGUCGAGGCAGCAAGAAAGCUUCGACCCUAUUUCCAGUCACAUUCAGUGGAAGUACUGACCGAUCAACCUCUUCGAACGAUACUCCAAAAUACCAACAGAUCUGGCAGACUCACGAAGUGGGCCAUCGAACUCGGCGAGCUCGAUAUUACCUACAAGAACCGCACAUCGGCGAACUCAAACUGGACGCUGCACGUCGAUGGAUCAUCGACCAACAAGGGAGCAGGAGCCGGAGUCCAACUGCAGUCCCCGACCGGAGAACUAAUCAGGCAGUCUUUUAGCUUUGGCUUUCCCGCGUCAAACAACGAAGCAGAAUACGAAUCUCUGAUCGCCGGACUCCGCUUAGCAAAAGCCGUAAAAGCUAAACGACUAAGCGCCUAUUGCGACUCUCAAUUAGUCGCCAGUCAGUUCAGCGGCGACUACGAUGCCCGCAACGACCGAAUGGAUGCCUAUCUCAAAAUAGUGCAAAGCCUGACAGCAGAGUUUGAGUUCUUCGAACUCAUCAAAGUUCCCAGAGGCGAAAACGUCUGCGCCGACGCCCUCGCGGCCAUUGGCAGCAAGCUUCGCGACCAAGUUAAACGAACCAUCCCGAUACAUCGCAUUGAGAAACCAAGCAUCGAUAUUCCUAUCGACCAAACCCUCGUAGCCCCGGUCAUCGAACCUGCUACUCCAGAUGACGACGGAUUUGGUCCUGAUUGGAGGACUGAGUUUAUCGAUUACCUUUCGAAGGGAGAACUCCCAAACGACAAAUGGGAAGCUCGCCGACUAAAAACACGCAGCGCCCAUUACGUCGUUCUUGACGAUGAACUACACCGCUGGACCGCGAGUAAAGUACUCCUAAAAUGCAUUCACGGCGACGAGACAGCAAGGGUUAUGGCAGAGACGCACGAAGGCGCUGGCGGAAAUCAUUCGGGCGGACGUGCAUUAGCAAUCAAAGUAAGAAGCUUGGGCUUUUUCUGGCCAACAAUGAACGCAGAUUGCGAGUCUUACGCGAGAACCUGCGACAAAUGCCAACGGCACGCACCUAGUAUCCAUUGUCCAACCGAAAUGUUGCGAACAACCACCGCUCCGUAUCCGUUCAUGCGAUGGGCAAUGGACAUCAUUGGACCACAUCCCUACUCCCGCCAAAGAUGCUUCAUCCUCGUCCUUACCGACUACUUUACCAAAUGGAUCGAAGCUAAAGCUUAUGCUCAAGUCACGGACAAAGAAGUCUGCGGUUUCGUCUGGAAAAAUAUUAUUUCCCGCCACGGUUUACCUUAUGAGAUCGUUACCGAUAACGGAUCGCAGUUCAUGUCAGGCAACUUCAGGGAGUUCUGCAGCAAAUGGAACAUUCGACUAAGCCCCUCCACUCCUCGUUACCCGCAAGGUAAUGGCCAGGCAGAAUCCUCCAAUAAACCCAUCAUCGACGGCAUUAAAAAACGUCUGGAUCUGAAAAAGGGUCACUGGGCCGACGAGCUCGAUGGGGUCCUAUGGAGCCAUCGCACAACGCCGCGAGGAUCGACUAAAUCGACACCUUUUUCCCUCGCCUACGGUGUCGAAGCUAUGUCCCCCGCUGAAGUCAAUGUUUCAAGCCUCCGACGCUCAAAGAUGCCUCAAUACGUCGAACUCAACAAGGAAAUGCUACUCGACGCCCUUGAUGAGAGAAGAACGACGAGAUCAAGCUCUGCUGCGCAUCCAGAACUACCAACACCAGAUCGAGAGUUACUACAACAAAAAGGUCCGCGCCCGACCUCUUGA